AUGUUUAGCAAAGUGGUAGCUCUCAGCGCGCUCUUGGCUGCUGCCAAUGCUGGUCUGCUUGGAAAUGCCCAUUCUUCAGCUGUCCAUAACAUCGUUAUUCAUGAGGCACCCAUUCACCAGGCUGCCCCUGCGAUCCACUAUGCUAACUCUGACGCUCACUACGAUGCCCCAGUAAUAAAUCACGAGAGUCACGACACUUAUGCUCACCCUAAAUAUGACUUCUCCUACUCCGUGGCCGACCCUCACACCGGUGACCACAAGUCCCAACACGAGAUCCGCGACGGUGACUCUGUCCAUGGCUACUACUCUCUGCUCCAGCCUGACGGCUCUGUCCGUUCGGUCGAGUACUCCGCUAAUGACCACAAGGGAUUCAACGCCGUGGUGGUAGCUCUCAGCGCGCUCUUGGCUGCUGCCAGUGCUGGUCUGCUUGGAAAUGUCCAUUCUUCAGCUGUCCAUAACAUCGUUAUUCAUGAGGCACCCAUCCUCCAGGCUGCCCCUGCGAUCCACUAUGCUAACUCUGAUGCUCACUACGAUGCCCCAGUAAUAAAUCACGAGAGUCACGACACUUAUGUAAGAACUAAUCGUCUAAUUUCGUUAUUGUAA
Molecule: messenger RNA, 603 nt
Organism: Arctia plantaginis
Lineage: Eukaryota; Metazoa; Arthropoda; Insecta; Lepidoptera; Erebidae
Source: the annotation of a GenBank genome assembly